AUUUACACCAUGUCAAAUAAAGAAAAACAAAAUUUGAAUGAAUUGAUCAAGAAAUAUGACAACUUUAUAAACAUAACAUUGAGGCCUUCUCUAAAAAAAGAACUUGAUGAAAGAGACCACAUAUUCAAUACAAUAUCAGAAUAUCAAAAACUGUAUUCACAAAUAGAAUUAAUACAAGAGAAUAAACUAAAAGAGCUGAAAACAAUGGUAGAUCUUGGAUCGCAAUUUUAUGCACAAGCUCAUAUACCGGAUACAACUUAUAUCUAUGUUCAUGCUGGAUUCGGGUUUCAUGUUCAGUUUACUUUGGAUGAAGCAAAGACGUUUAUCAAGAAGAAGGAACAUCAAUUACAAAAAUUAGCUGAUAAACAUACACAAGAGGCAGAUAAAAUUAAAGCGCAUAUCAAAAUGGCACUGGAGGCUAUUUCAGAGAUAUUGGUGACUAGCAGCUAACCAUUGAAUGAUUCUAAAGUUUAAUGAUUUUGGAUCACUCACACAUCUUGUAACUUUUUUUAUUUACAUAAAGAUAUUUAUAUAUUUGGGC
Rhizopus microsporus ATCC 52813 is the source of this 541-nucleotide messenger RNA. Its product is annotated as Prefoldin alpha-like protein. The transcript has 5 exons. The coding region runs from base 10 to 450 and encodes 146 amino acids. Gene Ontology annotation, molecular function: transcription corepressor activity. Gene Ontology annotation, biological process: negative regulation of transcription by RNA polymerase II. NCBI's taxonomy places the organism in Eukaryota, Fungi, Mucoromycota, Mucoromycetes, Mucorales, Rhizopodaceae. The record is from RefSeq and is a predicted model, not a curated record.